Molecule: messenger RNA, 3511 nt
Organism: Trematomus bernacchii (emerald rockcod)
Lineage: Eukaryota; Metazoa; Chordata; Actinopteri; Perciformes; Nototheniidae
Product: proline-rich extensin-like protein EPR1
Exons: 9
Coding region: 141-2984 (947 amino acids)
Biological process (GO): inner mitochondrial membrane organization
Cellular component (GO): mitochondrion; MICOS complex
Source: RefSeq, a predicted model, not a curated record
AGCUCUUGUUGACGCUCGGAGUGGGAAGGGCAGAUUGUUGCAGCUGUAGAGUUGAUAUCACUGAGAGCACAUCCACCUUGUGGAUUAAAUAAUAUCAUAAAUACUAAGAGUAGCGAGUAUCUGCUGCUGCUGGAGUGUGGAUGGGGGGAAACAGCCCGAGUCACCUCCCAGGAGAGGAGGGUGGAGGAGUCACUUUUGUGAAGGGCAUUCGGCUGUCAGACAAAGUGAUCCAUCGGAUGAAGGAGUCUAAGGUCGUCGCUCCUCCACCUUCACAGAAACCACGUCCUCCUCCACCUGAAACACAAACACCACCUCCCGUUGCCCCCCCCUCUGUCAAACACGUACUCCCUCUCCUGACACCGCCACUUCCGUUCACCCCACCCCAAACUCUUGAAGCCCCAUCCCUUCCUCCAUCAGUGGAACUGGCUCCUCCUGUAAAACUCGUACUUCCACCUCCUGUGAAGUUUCACUCCCUGCCAGAAGCUCCACCUCUAACUGACCCUGUUCUCUCCUCUCCACCUCCGCCUACUACACCUCCACAAGUAGAGGCACCUGUGGAGUGUCCUCCUCCACCCGCUGUAGUGGAGCCAGUAGUCCCAACUCCAUUUGAAUCCUUCAUCCGACCUCAUGUAGAGCCAGAAACCCUGUCUCCACCUCCAGUAGCAGAACCUGUUGCCAUACCUCCACCUGUGGACUUGGCUCUUGCUCCACCUGAACCUUUAGCUUCCCCUCCGCCCUCUGAAACACCUGCUGCUGUAGCUCUGUCUGUUGAACCUCUUCAUUCUGCUUUACUGUCUGCUCCACCAGAGGAAACAGUUCAGGCUCCACCCACUGUUGAAUUAACCCCAAUAACACCACCCUGUCCUGUUGAGGCUGCAGUCCCUCCUGCUGCAGCUUUUGAUUUAACGCCUGCAUGUGAAACGCUUCCACCUCCAUCACCUCAAGAGCUGCUGGAAGCACCCACUCCUCUUUUUGAGUCAGUGGCAGCUCCAUCUUCUCCACCAGAGUAUGUGGCAGCACCAUCUACUCUUUUAGAGUCCAUUGCACCACCCUGUUCUCCACCAGAGCCAAUGACAGCACCAUCUACUCUUUUAGAGUCGCUAGCAGCUCCCUGUCCUCCACUAGAGCUUGUGGCAACACCAUCUCCUGCCCCGGAGCCGGUGGCACCACCCACUCCUCUUUUAGAGCCGGUGGCACCACCCACUCCUCUUUUAGAGCCGGUGGCACCACCCACUCCUCUUUUAGAGCCGGUGGCAGCACCAUCUACUCUCUUGGAGCUUUUGGCACCACCCACUCCUCUUUUAGAGCCGGUGGCAGCACCAUCUACUCCCUUGGAGCUUUUGGCACCACCCACUCCUCUUUUAGAGCCGGUGGCAGCACCAUCUACUCCCUUGGAGCUUUUGGCACCACCCGCUUUACCCUUAGAGUCUGUGGCAGCACCCUGUCUUUCACUAGAGCUUGUGGCACCACCAUCUCCUGCCCCGGAGCCGGUGGCCCCACCCACCCCUAUUUUAGAGCUGGUAACAGCACCACCUACUCCCACUGAGACGGUGGCACUGUCUGCCCCUCUUGUAGAGUCUGUUGCACCACCCGCUCCUCUCCCAGAGCCAGUGACAGCACCAGCGCCUUCCUUAGAUUUGGUGGCAGCACCAGCUCCUCUUUUGGAAUCUGAGGCGGCACCUUCUCCUCCCCCAGAGAUUGUGAAAGCACCUUCUCCUCCCCCAGAGAUUGUGGAAGCACCUUCUCCUCCCCCAGAGAUUGUGGAAGCACCCUCUACUACUCCAGAGGAGGUGGAAGCACCCUCUCCUCUUUUAGAGUGUGUUGCACCACCCACUCCUCUACCAGAGCCAGUGGCAGCCCCUCUAGAGCUUGUCGCAGCGCCGUCUUCUCCCCUGGAGCCAGAAGCACCACCCUCUCCUCUUUCAGAGAUUGUGGCAGCACCCUGUCCACCUUUAGAGUCGGUGAUAACACAAUCUCCUCCCUUAGAGUUGGUAGCAGCACCAUCUCCUCCACAAGAGCUUGUGGCACCACCCUCUCCUCCACUGGAGCCGGAGGCUGCACCUUCUCCUCUUUUAGAGUUGGUUGCUGCACCCUCUUCUCCCCCCGAGACCCUGGCGGCACCUUCGCCUCCCCCAGAGCUCACUUUUGAAGAGCCCUCCCCUCCCUGUCACUGUGUGGAGUUGGCUCUUAUACCCUCUGAUGCACCUGUAAGCCAUUCCUUCGUCGAGUCUCUGGCACCACCUCCACCUCCACCUGCUCCUGCUCCACCUACUGAGGAGCCCACCCUGACGCUGUUUCUGCCCCCUGCCGUUGAGGCUGAAGUUCCUGCUGUAGCCUCAGCAGCUCCACCUGCAGCAGCCCCACCUGCUCCUCCUGAGAUGGUGGAGGAGAACCUCAGGCAGAAGAUCAAAGAGGAGAUGCAGAUGAGUCUGGAGGAGGAGAUCUACCAGAGGAGGCAGGAGCUGCAGCGACAGCUGGAGGAGAUAAGGGCUCAGGCUCAUGCAGAGGCCCUGUCAGCCGCUCUGACUCAGGUGGAGAAGCAGGUGAUGAAUACGCUGCAGGCGGAGAAGGCGGCGUACGUGGAGACCCUGACGGAGGCCAUCGCGAAGGAGCGAAUAAAGACUGGCGAUGAGAGGCUGAUGGUGCAGCUUUAUCGGAUGGAGGUGAAGGCUCAUCAGCUGGAGGAGCGGGAGAAAGAGUUGAGGAAACGAGACGCUCUCUACAGGGAACACGUCACAAAACUUGAAAAAAAGUGCACUGAGUUUUAUAAAGUGACGGCUGAGAGCUUCCAGAAGGGCAAAGAAGACACUCACAACCGUUUUGCGCGUGUUGAUAUCCAGCCAGUGUGCAGUGACCUGCAGGGUCAGAUUCUGAAAUGCUACAGGGAGAACACUGGAAAGACUCUGUCCUGCUCCAGUAUCGCCUCGGCCUACAUGCAGUGUGUGGACAAUGCCAAGAAGAAUAAACUGAGCACAGGAGGGUAAUGUGACUUGAUGAAGACAUCUGACAGAUGUAAGAAAACAAAAGAAACUUGAUGAAGAUAAUUCAACAAAUGAACGAUUUACUGGAAGCACAGGAGUCACAGGAGAAUCAACUCCAGCCUUUACACUAGUCUGGAACAAGUGCCAGUCGUUUGAAGAUCAUCUGAAAGCCUGUUGUGCCACAGCAGUAGCAAAUAGAUCAAACCUGGUGCUGAAAAUAAGGCAAAUCACAACAAAGGAGCAAACGAUGAAAACUUUAGAAGGUAUUUGUAUAAGAUAUAAGGAGUGCUGUUGAUCAUCAUGUAUGUGUGCCUUGAAGUUAGGAAAGCUAUUAUCAGAUUGCAGAUGCAUGAAGGAAUUGUUCAAUGAGCCGAGUGUGAAGUGACACACACCUAUAAGUGUUUGAGGUUAUUGUACUGUACAUACAUUAUUUCACGGGUUAUUUCUGGUGCAUGCACAAAGAUAUUAAAGACAUCUCAAUAAACUUUGUUGUGGAAUCACAAAACGACUUCUGUUUUUGUUUUGCAGUU